AUGGACCCAAGGAUUCCUACGACAAUAGAUGAGAAAGGAGAAUCAAGCCAUGUACCGUCACCAACCACGCCUCACACACCUCCUGGAGAUCACAGCGUAGUGACACAACCACCGAGCAAUCAGCCAGUUCGGCCUCCUCAACCUCCUCAGCACCCGAUCGUGCCUACAUUCUUUGGGGAGCUUGCGGGCACAGAUGGCCAAGCAUAUAGGUCCUUGCGAAAACGCGUGACCGACGCUUACCGUUGGCACACCUUCCAGUAUUGGUUCGUGGCGGUGACCUCGAACUCGCUUCUUUUUCUCCAGAUCCUCAUUGCGGCUUCUCUUACCGUGCUGGGCGCCUUCAACGACAGAAGGGCUCGGACUGCUACCAUCUUCCUCGGCGCCACCAACACCGUGAUUGCGGGUCUCAUCACCUAUUUCAAGAGUCGCAACCAGCCGAACCGCGCCCGACAAUUCCGCAACGAUCUCGCAAAGGUCGUGGACCAAUUCGAUGAUGCAGAGGCGAACUUCCGGAAUCCCGAAUGCCACGACGAUGUGUAUACGGUCAUGGAACAAAUCAGACAGGCUUACAACCAAGCGCGAACCGAUUCCGAAAUCAAUUAUCCAGAUCUGUGGGUCAGAGGAUCGACCCCCGACAAUAAGAAUCCUACGCCGCGAACGUCAACGAACCCCCCGACACAAACCCCAGCUCCACCGCCGGCGGCACACGCACCACCUCCAGGAACGACGACGACCCCCCGUCCUGCCUCAGAUGUUGCCUCCCGGAGACCAAUAUCAGAUUCGUCAACGAUCAGAGCUGUGUGA
Fonsecaea multimorphosa CBS 102226 is the source of this 804-nucleotide messenger RNA. RefSeq lists its product as uncharacterized. The transcript is spliced from 2 exons. Lineage: Eukaryota; Fungi; Ascomycota; Eurotiomycetes; Chaetothyriales; Herpotrichiellaceae. The record is from RefSeq and is a predicted model, not a curated record. Bases 1 to 804 code for a protein of 267 amino acids.